Molecule: messenger RNA, 2726 nt
Organism: Dermacentor silvarum
Lineage: Eukaryota; Metazoa; Arthropoda; Arachnida; Ixodida; Ixodidae
Exons: 4
Coding region: 1-1092 (363 amino acids)
Source: RefSeq, a predicted model, not a curated record
AUGGCGAGGGGCUCGCUUUGCAAAGGGUGGACACUGCAGCUUCAGCAGCAGCAGCCCCGGGGCGUUGAUCCCGUUGCGGCUGCUGCAGCGACCCUUUUGUACAAAAACUGGUUUCCGAGGCGGCGAGGAGGGGGGGCCUCCGUAAACGGCCACGCAUCAUCGGCUAGCGGCGACCGAGAAUCUGCACGGCAGGACAGCGGCCGUCGCCGCCGCGCCCAUUCCACCCGGAAGGGCACGGGCCGGCCCGCUAAGCAGCAGAAGCAGCAGCGGCGGCACUGCACUGCUAGCCGCAUUCAAGGCCGCCGCGGCGGCGGCGAGAGGUUGUCCCCGACGCUGUCCCAGUCCCCCGAGCGUGCCACUGACGUCGUCGCCCCCGCUGAGCUCCGCGAGAGACAGGGUCAAGGUGCGGCCACGUCUUCGGCGGCAGGCAGCUCAAGGACCGUUGCCCACCGGCUGAUCCCGGCACAGUCGGCGAUGGAGCGGCUAGCGCUACUGUUCCUCCUCGUGGUCGCCGUGCAGGCGGCGGUGCGCGAGAGAGAGGAUCCCCCGUCGGCGGGCUGCCAGCUGGGCGCCAAGCUGUUCGGCCACGGGGCCCGCGUGCCGCGCUCGGACCCCUGCGAGCGCUGCCUCUGCUUCGCGGCGCAGGUGAUCUGCUGGCAGGAGCGAUGCCCCAACCAGACCAGGGCCGGGUGCCGCGAGCGACGGAUGCCCGGAGUCUGCUGCCCGGCACUGGAGUGCAGUGACGCGCCUGCGCCCGAGAAAGCAGGGCCGGCCGUUGCUGAAGCAGCAGCAGCAGCAGCGCCCGAUCCAAUCCAAGCCGAGCCGGUCGUCGUGGAAGCCACCCUUCACGAAGGGCAGCAACAUCCAGGACAGCAGGGUUGCGUCCUGGGCGGACAGCGGUUCGCGCUGGGCGACCUGGUGCCCCGGGCCUCGGGACCCUGCAUGCAGUGCCGCUGCGCCGACGGUCCCCGGCUGCUGUGUCGGGCCACGCCAUGCGGGGGGCCCGUCAUGCUGGGCUCUUCCUCGCCUCGCCGGCCACCACCACCGACGCAUACCGUGCGCCGGAUAACACCCACGCUGGUGCUACCCUGAUGGCACACAUCGGUACGUCGGUCGGCGUCCAGAGAGUCAUCCGGAGUUCUCUAGACACACCGGUUACCGCUCCUAAGUCCGAUCAUAAUCAAAGACCAUCCCUUGGAAACUAAAAGCGUCCAUGUUAUAAUCAAGAAACAGAAAGCGAAGCGCCGAGAGUCAUCAAGGGUUACCAUCAUGAUGUCAACGGCUGUUUGUCUUCCACAGGCGUCGCGGCAAUACGCUGACAUUGAAAUCUGGACCAGUACAGUACCGCUGGUCAUUGGAACUAGUAGAACUUGCAAGGGGUUUCGCAGGUGGUAUGAUAAGGGAAUAACUCUGACCGUUACGACCAUGCCUCUUCCGAGAACGCUCGCAGUUAAAUCUUCCGCGAUGUUCCAUAGGCGCGGAUUUUAGCAUGACGUACCUUGAUGCUUCAGUCCUUGCGUGAUCUGAAAUGUAAGUACUGAAAAUGCUUCUUGGUUGUACUGACUCGGAACCGUGCGCUACGGAAUAUUAAUGUGCUGGUUCUUGUCCCCACUACCACAUGUCUGCACCUUGAAGGCACGUAUUCUGUUACACGCGUAAAGAGAGAAGAAGAGCUCUGUUUCGUUUUAGUUUCAGUCUGCAUGCUUUGAAGAAUUCGUAAUUGCAAGAAAUAUACUCGGCCGUAUUUUGCGACCCAGGUUGCAGGUCGUGAUUUUCUUGUCCCCAAACUUGAUUUUCAUUCCCAGAAGAAUACCUGAGCAAGUAUCUGAGACGACUGUAGAAUCAGACUUUUCAAACUAAGCUUGUAUUGCGCAGAACAGGACAAGCCAGUUCAAAAGAAGCACGAGUGUCGAAUCAAGAUUUUAUAAACAGUCAAGAGAGUACGCUGACAUGUCGACGUGAUGUUGCAGAUUACGCUGGUAGUUGUGCUCAUGGACGUUUAGCUGACAGCAAACCUCGGAACCGCUCAGAUGUUCCGAGAUAGCCGGCGUUCCGGCGUGAAAAUGUCAAUUUAUUUGCGGAGCAGUCCUCCGCCUAGGUAUAAGACAGUAUGAAGCGUACACUUUCCGGUUAAAGAAAACUCAAAAAGACAGCACGUGAAAUGAUUAUCGGCAAACCAAAUAUCGCAUUCAUGCAUCAUAUGCAUUUCAAAUCAGCGGCUCGCUAGGGUCGUUCUCAUGAGCACGAGAUAUCAUCCCAACUUGUCAUGGCAGUGCGGUUCUUUCAUUUUGUGUCCAUUAGUUUAUUGCCGUUUCACUGAAACCACACUAGGCCACCUUUCACCUGAUCCCUAAGGCAUCCGCUUGCGAGCUUUGAUUGUUUCCACACCGUCCAGAGAGUUAGAGGUUGAUCGAUUGAAACGUGCCCCAAGGUCGGCCUUCCUCAGAGUUAUUAUUGCACUGGUCGUGAACUUAACCAGAGUAGAAUUUGGGGCACCAAUGGUGAUGAUGCCGCAACGGUCAGCUCACAUCAAUGUCAAACUACUCAACGUGAAUUCGCGGACAUGUAGCAGUGCUGGUAGCUGGCUGCAAAUGGCUCGCUGGCGACGACCGCGGCUGUCGCCGGUCCAGGACUGUAUUGGUACCGGCCGCAAUACCGAGACGUGGGACGUCGGAGUCGGGGGAGAGAAGGUGCUGUAUUUUUUUCUCCGUAGAUUUUGUGGCACG